Vicia villosa (hairy vetch) is the source of this 1788-nucleotide messenger RNA. Its product is annotated as FCS-Like Zinc finger 8-like. The transcript is spliced from 2 exons. Lineage: Eukaryota; Viridiplantae; Streptophyta; Magnoliopsida; Fabales; Fabaceae. Bases 585 to 1499 code for a protein of 304 amino acids. The record is from RefSeq and is a predicted model, not a curated record.
ACCUGAAACAACCCAUCAUUCUUCUUCUUUUCCUCUAAAUUUCAAACCAAAAAAAAACCCACCUAUAUUUUCAAUCAUACAAAGAGAAAAAAAAAACCACCAACCAGUUACUCCAAUCAAAACCGCUCUCUUCUUUUCUCUGCAACAAUUUCAUUGAUCUCUGCAACAACUUCAGACCUAAUCAUGGAACACUGAACUAUAGUGCCCUAAUAAAGGUACAUUGAAAACGAUACAUAAAAUAAAUAAAAACAGCCCCACCACACCACUAUUGUUCCUCACAGUAAUAAUUUACGGUGAAAAAGGAAUCCAAAGUAACCAAAAGAACCAACAAAAUUACAAACUCUUAUUUUGUUCUGUUUUCUCUGUUACAUGCAUGUCUUGGUCCUUUUGAUCAUGACCACUCACAAGAGCUUUUCAUGUCUUUUUUCAUCACCAUCUUGAUUCUAUUCUCAGAAACUCACCGAAAUAAACGGGGAAGAAAAAGUUACUAUAAUUAUUUUGAAUUAUUUUGUAUUUCUAACAUAUAUAUAUAUAUAAUAUUCAUUUCAUGAACUUUUGUAACAGUUUGUGAUUAAGCUGCUAUAAUGGAGGAUUCUUCUGGUUCAAAGAGAAUCGGUUUAUCUUUAUUUAAUUCUCCGAAGUUGUUUACGAAUUUUACUUCGAAGGGUUUUCAUGAAACGGAAACAAGUAUGAUGAGUCCUACUUCAAUUCUUGAUAGUAAAACUUUUAAUGGUUUCAGAAAGAAUCGUUUUUGGUCUGAAGCAACUAAUACUAAUAGUGCUGGAAAACAAGAACAGAAACGUUGUUGUUGGGAAAAACAUGAGUCAAAGGUUGUUGUUGGUCUUGGUUUAGUUGAUGUUCUUCUUGAUGAUGAAAAAAACAGUGAAGUGAACUCGAAGGUGGAAAACAGAACGGUUCUGUUUGGAUCUCAGUUGAAGAUUCAGAUUCCGUCUUUUUCUUCUUCGUCUGAAUCAUCAUCUUCGCCUUUAUCUAGGGGCGAUUUCGGAAUCAAGACUAGGAAUUCUUGUUUAGGUUCUUCUUCUGGAAGCUUCUCAGUCUCUCCUGUGGGAAAAUCUUCAUCUGGGUGUGGUGGUGGUAAUUCUGUUGUGGAAAAUGAAAACUUGAACUCUGGUAAUGGAGUUUUCAAAGGGUGUGUUUCUGCAAGUGAAAUGGAGCUUUCGGAGGAUUAUACGCGUGUGAUUUGUCAUGGCCCGAAUCCGAGAACAACUCAUAUAUUUGAUAAUUGUGUAAUUGAGAGUAGUUGUUUUGAUUUUGGAUGUUCUGUUUCUGUUAAAGAGAGUGGGUAUUGUGUUCCUCAUCCUACUAGCUAUUAUCAUCAGUAUGAGAAUUUUCUGAGAUUCUGUUUUUACUGCAAGAAGAAUCUUGAGCAGGGUAAAGACAUCUACAUGUACAGGGGUGAGAUGGCAUUUUGCAGCCAUGAAUGCCGUAGCCAGGGGAUGUCCAUAUUGGAAGCCAAGGAUGCUUAUUAUGAGACAUAAUUCCACCAAAACAAAAACAUUUCAACCUUUGCUUCAAAGGGCUUAGUAAAAAUAACACCCUUUUCAUUUUUAGUUUUCUAGGAUAAGAAAUAGCCCUAAAAAAGUUUCUCAACUCAAUCUUUCUGUGCACAAAAGUUUGUGAGAAACUGUAGAGUUGAUGUAUUUUUGAAAUGAAUUAUUGGAUUUUGAUGUUGGGUUGUUGUCCAUAUUAUUUUUUAUCAUUUCAAUGGUGAUGAUGAUAAUUAUGUAUGACUUAAGCUUACAUUAUUAAUUUUGAUAAAGUAUUCCA